Drosophila innubila is the source of this 1210-nucleotide messenger RNA. It is a transcript of the gene Arf79F, whose product is annotated as ADP-ribosylation factor 1. Gene Ontology annotation, molecular function: GTPase activity; GTP binding. Gene Ontology annotation, biological process: vesicle-mediated transport; intracellular protein transport. The coding region runs from base 338 to 886 and encodes 182 amino acids. Lineage: Eukaryota; Metazoa; Arthropoda; Insecta; Diptera; Drosophilidae. The transcript is spliced from 5 exons. Gene Ontology annotation, cellular component: plasma membrane; cytoplasm. The record is from RefSeq and is a predicted model, not a curated record.
GUACGUUCAGCGUUGGUGAAUUUACAGUUUUUUCAACGGCAAGUGUAUUCUCGGUCAAGUUUUAUUUCGCUCUGUGAUUUUUUGACAUUUCCAAGCAGAAAUUUCUAAAAUUUCUGCUCAAAUUGAUGCGCAUUUGAUUCAAUUAUUUGUUUCUUCACGUCACAAGCAAACAAAUCCACAAAAGAGUUGCAUAUUAACAGCAGUAGCAACUCGGAUUUGAACUUGUCUAAAUAAUUCCAGAAAUAAAUAUAUUAAUAAAGAAGCAGUAGUAUAACAAUUUUAAAUAAAAUAAAAAUAAUCCCCUCCACAUUGAAAGACAAGAAGCAACAGCAGCAACAUGGGAAAUGUAUUUGCGAAUCUAUUCAAAGGCCUCUUCGGUAAAAAGGAAAUGAGAAUAUUGAUGGUCGGUUUGGAUGCCGCUGGUAAAACCACAAUUCUGUACAAACUCAAAUUAGGCGAAAUUGUUACAACGAUACCUACCAUUGGUUUCAAUGUGGAGACUGUAGAAUACAAGAAUAUUAGCUUUACAGUGUGGGAUGUGGGCGGCCAAGACAAAAUUCGUCCAUUGUGGAGGCAUUACUUCCAGAAUACACAAGGUCUUAUCUUCGUCGUUGAUAGCAAUGACAGAGAGCGUAUCGGUGAGGCGAGAGAGGAGUUGAUGCGCAUGCUGGCUGAGGAUGAGCUUAGAGAUGCAGUCUUACUAAUAUUCGCCAACAAACAGGAUCUGCCAAAUGCAAUGAAUGCGGCUGAAAUCACUGAUAAGCUUGGCUUGCACUCACUCAGAAACCGCAAUUGGUAUAUACAGGCGACGUGUGCAACCAGCGGCGAUGGACUCUACGAGGGACUCGAUUGGUUGUCCAAUCAGCUAAAGAAUGCUAAUCGCUAAAUAAACUUUAAACAACAACAAGAACAGCAGCAGCAACAACCACAAUAGCAGCAGCAACAACAAAAACAACAACAAAAUAAUUAUACACUAACUUUGAUUUAAAAAGCAAAGAAGCAAAAAACCAUCAACAACUACUACGCCAUCAUAACGGCAUCAUUAUAUGUAUGUGGGAAAUAAUAACAACAACAAAAACAAAAACAAGAUCAACAACAUGAGCGUACUGAGGGUUCUGUGCAUUUCCAUUUCCAGCUAUAAUAACACGCAAAGCCGCCGCGCAUAAUUGAAAUUUGUUUAAGAGAAUCGCAAACACCGCUUAAAAAAAAA